AUGGAGGGGCCUUUGCUGCCCAAAUCUGACCUCAUCUCUUGGCUUGAAGAAAAAGGGGAACUGUUUGUCCAGGAGGCCAUGACAGAAGGGGAUUUGUGCGAGACAGUGAAGGAAAAGGAACUGCCUCAAGGGAGAAACCACACAGAGGAGAAAUCAUAUAAAAAUCUGGAGAGUAGACAGAGCUUCAAAUGGAGGAAAGACCUCAUUGGUCAUGAAAGAAUCCACACAGGGGAGAAACCAUUGAAAUGCCUGGAAUGUGAAAAAAGCUUCAGUCAGAAGGUUCACCUUAAGUCUCAUCAAAGAAUCCACACAGGAGAGAAGCGAUUUACAUGCCUAGAAUGUGGAAAGAGGUUCAAUCAGAAGGCUCACCUGAAGAAUCAUCAAAGAAUCCACACAGGAGAGAAGCCAUUUACAUGCCUAGAAUGUGAAAAGAGCUUUAAACAGAAGGCUCACCUGAAGAAUCAUCAAAGAAUUCACACAGGAGAGAAGCCAUUUAAAUGCCUUGAUUGUGGAAAGAGCUUCAGUCAGAGAGCAAGCCUUACCUUUCACCAAAGAACUCACACAGGGGAGAAACCAUUUAAAUGCCUAGAAUGUGGGGAAAGCUUCAGUUUGAAGUCACAACUUAAGUUCCAUCAAAGAAUCCACACAGAGGAGAAAUCGUUUAUAUGCCUAGAAUGUGGGAAGAGCUUCCGUUGGAAGUCAUUGCUUAAGUACCAUCAAAGAAUCCACACAGGAGAGAAACCCUUUAAAUGCCUGGAGUGUGGAAAGACCUUCAGUCAAAGUUCAUGCUUGACCUCUCAUCAAAGAAUCCACACAGGAGAGAAACCCUUUAAAUGCCUGGAGUGUGGAAAGACCUUCAGUCAAAGUUCAUGCUUGACCUCUCAUCAAAGAAUCCACACAGGAGAGAAACCCUUUAAAUGCCUGGAGUGUGGAAAGACUUUCAGUCAUGGUAGAAGUCUUACUUCACAUCAAAGAACUCACACUGGGGACAAACCAUUUCAGUGCCUGGAGUGUGGAAAGAGCUUUCGUCGGAAUAACAACCUUACCGUCCACCAAAGAAUUCACACUGGGGAGAAACCAUUUCAAUGCCCAGAGUGUGGAAAGAGUUUCAGUCAGAGAAUAUGCCUCAUUUUGCAUCAGAGAAUCCACACAGGGGAGAAACCAUUUGAAUGCUUAGAAUGUCGGAAGAGCUUCCGUCAGAAAUCAAGCCUUACCUCCCAUCAGAGAAUCCACACAGGAGAAAAACCAUUUCAGUGCCAGGAAUGUGGAAAGAGCUUCAGCCGGAAUAACCAGCUUUCUGCCCACCGAAGAAUUCACACAGGAGAGAAACCAUUUCAGUGCCUGGAGUGUGGGAAAUGUUUCAGGAAAAGGUCCGUCCUUAAUAUACACCAAAGCAUCCAUACUGGGGAGAAACCAUAUAAAUGCAUGGAGUGUGGAAAGAGCUUCAAGAAGGGGGAAGACCUUACAGAACAUCACAGAAUUCACACUGGGGAGAAACCAUUUCAGUGCCUGGAGUGUGGGAAAUGUUUCAGGAAAAGGUCCGUCCUUACCAUACAUCAAAGCAUCCAUACUGGGGAGAAACCAUAUAAAUGCAUGGAGUGUGGAAGGAGCUUCAAGAAGGGCGAAGAUCUUACAGAACAUCACAUAAUUCACACUGGGGAGAAACCAUUUCAGUGCCUGGAGUGUGGGAAAUGUUUCAGGAAAAGGUCCGUCCUUAAUAUACAUCAAAGCAUGCAUACUGGGGAGAAACCAUAUAAAUGCAUGGAGUGUGGAAGGAGCUUCAAGAAGGGCGAAGACCUUACGGAGCAUCACAGAUUUCACACUGGGGAGAAACCAUUUCAGUGCCUGGAGUGUGGGAAAUGUUUUAGGAGAAGGUCCAUCCUUAAUAUACAUCAAAGCAUCCAUACUGGGGAGAAACCAUAUAAAUGCAUGGAGUGUGGAAAGAGCUUCAGGAAGGGCGAAGACCUUACAAAGCAUCAUAGAAUUCACACUGGGGAGAAACCAUUUCAAUCUUUGCAGCAUUGA
Molecule: messenger RNA, 2025 nt
Organism: Elgaria multicarinata webbii
Lineage: Eukaryota; Metazoa; Chordata; Lepidosauria; Squamata; Anguidae
Product: zinc finger protein 850-like
Exons: 5
Coding region: 1-2025 (674 amino acids)
Source: RefSeq, a predicted model, not a curated record